Messenger RNA from Porites evermanni, 4040 nucleotides. The record is from the annotation of a GenBank genome assembly. Lineage: Eukaryota; Metazoa; Cnidaria; Anthozoa; Scleractinia; Poritidae.
AUGAUGAUUGAACCAUUAUUUUAUAGGAAAGAAGUUUUGUCGUUAUAUCGUCGCAUAUUCCGAAUAGCGCGACAUUGGCAUGAACUAACCAUGGGAGAUGCCGAUACAGAGAGUCAGUACAUACGCAAUGAGGCGCGCAGGUUGUUUCGAAGAUACAAGAAUGUGAGUUGCUCUUGGUUUUCCCGUUUAGGUGAAGUGAACACUGUUAUAACAGCUGAUAACGUACUUACAAGCAUAGUAAUAUAAAUGAUAUUUGAGCACAACAGUAGGACAUGCCAGAUAGGCUGUUUUAUAUAAUGAGUUUGUGUCAUGUUACAGGGGACCCCCCCAAUUUUUUUUUUUCAUCAGUCAUUGAAAAUACUUCAAAGCUCACAUGUCCUUACAUUUCAGAACAGUUUGUUUGUUCUUUGGCAGUUUUAGGAUUCCAAAGGAUGUUUUUAAUGUAGUAACUCUGUAAAAAGCAGCUGACAUUUUUUGUGUGCGUUCUUUUUCGGCCAGUAAUUUGACUGUUUCAUCUUCACUAUUAAAGCAUUUUAAAAUCUUCCAUCAUCAGGCAGAGCUGUUCCAGCCUUUGUUUCCAGGCCUCUUUGCACUAUCCAAGUGAGCAUAGGAGGCUUGGAACCUGCAUAAUAGCAAAUUCUUUCGAUAAGCUUGAUGGGUGAUGUCACUUCCCAAUGUGUUGAGGAUGACUGGGACAAGGGUGGAGUUGCCCCCAUUUGUUGCAUGCCGUCAUUCAUCUAAUAAAAUUGUUGGCUGUUUGAGUACUACAAUCCAAAUAUUAGCCAAUGAUGCAACCUCAGACUGUCCAACCUUUUGAGUAUAUAAAAUCGGGAUAUUUUUUAAUAAUCGAGGAAUCACACGAGCGCGGAAGGGGUGGGCCACUAGGGGGGGUCUAAGGGUAAUCUUCCCACGUAAAAUUUUGCAGAAAUCUUGGUCCUCUAAAAUGCCAUUUUUAGUGUUCUGAGAGGAAUAUUUUUGUUUAAAAUUAUGUUCGCUAAAUUUUGUCAUUUUGAUGCUUUUUUUUUUGCAUGGCCUCAUGUACAAUUACUCAAUUUAUUUUAUGUUUUGUAUGGCUUUUAAAGUUUUCUGGAUGUCAGUGUGAGUCAAGUAUACUCUAUUAUAUGUUCUUGUAUAAUUCUCAAAAGAAUUCCCUUGAAAAUAUCACAGCAAAGUUAUGUCAAAAUUGGGAUUUUUCCUAUCCCACUCGCAUAUUCGGGAUUUUCGAGCAAAAUUGGGAGGAUCCCAACGAGAACAGGGUGGUUGGACAGUCUGCGGCCUUCCAGUUCUUCUAACUUCCUUUGAAUUGGCCAGUCCAAUCAAUGUUUGUUUGUUUCUUUGGCCCUUUUUUCCUUUUGAUGUUUCACAAGACUGUAUACAUGCAAACUGAGCAUCAAAAUCAUCUUCAAAUGCUUAAUGUAUUUUUUCACACUUUAUAAUGACUUUGAGUCAUUUUUGAUGUUUCAUUUUGGAACAAGGGUCUUAAUACUGUUUUACUGUAUUUGCAGAUUACUCAACCUGUAGAAAUAGAACUACGUAUUUUCGAGGCAACUGCUCGAAUUGAAAUUGGUAUGAGGCUUUUUAAAACAAAUUUUUUAAAUACGGUUCCACCUCCCAGAAAUGUGACAAGAAGUUUUGAUUUUGUAGUGCUUUGACUGAGAAUGAAUAACUGAAUUUGCUACAUUAUUUUAAACUGGGUGUGAGUGGUGGACUAUGAUCCCUCAUGAGGCUACUGAUUAGAUAGAUCUAAAGUUUACCACUGAUAAUCAUUAUCAUAUUUAUAUGCAAUUUUUUUUCUAAAAGACUACCUUAUGAGCAUUCAACAGGGUACAUAUACCUACCAUGUAAAAAUAAAAAUCAAGCAUUGUGAAAUAACUUCUGAUACUCAGCAUUAAUUCAGUUUCUUUGCCAGGAAGCAUUUAAACCUUUCCAAAAUUUUAAAGUAGCAUUUCGUGUCAUCACUUCUACCUUAUUAUUCACUGUCAAAUGAUGAUCAAAUUAAUUUAAUUUUAAACUAGAGUUUUUCUGUUUUACAUUAUUUCAGCACUUGAUUUUGGAACACCUUAUCUUGAUGUUUUGACAUCGGUAAGCCUUGUUAGUUCAGAUUAUGUUACUUUCAUACCAUUGCAAUCAUUUAUAUUUAUUCAAUGUCAAAAAAGAAACUCCACUUUCUCUUAAGAUAUUUAACAAUUAGCCUGCGUGCAAACCCUCCGGGGCACUCUGGCAGAGGGGGUUGGGGUGUGGGGAAGGAAGGAGAGCUUGCAACUAUGUCUCUUGAAUUUGAAUAUCUGCAUUGAAAAAGUUGGUGCUAGCAAACAUUUGUGAGUUAGAAUUAUCCAUGUCUGCAAAACAAAGGGAAAGAAUUUGCUAGUGGUCUCACCAGUUUGCUAGUGGAAAAAAAUCGUACUUGCAAAACUUUGCAAGUGCACUAAAAAGUUAACUUUGAGCCCUGAUAGUUGCAAUUUCUCCUUCCUUUUCCCGCCCUGUCACCAGAGCACCUCAGAGAGCUUGCUCGCGGGCCAAUUAGCAAUAUAACUAGAAGUUUCAACGUGAAAGUGAGUGCUGGCAAGGGGAAAGCGGUCAUUGGGAUAGAGGAGAGGUACGCAAAAAAUCUGGUCAGUUUAAGAAUCCUGGGGUAGUCUCUCUUAUUUAAAAAAAACUGGAGGUGCUUGGAGGGUGGUGUGUGGUUGUCUUGGCCAGACAACUUGACAUACAAUUAUUACUGUUUGCUGUCAGCAGUUAUUCUCUGAUGGAGCUUUCAAGGAGCAAAUCAUCUCCAUGAAGCAAGAUGGAAUCAAUUUCUUCACACCUCCAUUAGUGAAUUGGCCGCAACUGGUGGCUUAGUAAGGCAGACAAAUUCAUGAAAACCUCAUGUCAUCCUCAAGAUUCAUCACUAAAAUGAUUGUCACCUAUAUGAAUACUUCCCUGCAUUAUCAGAAACUUGUUGGCAAUCAAUAAAGGACCCUCACCUUUCUGGGAAAGUUUUCUUUACUAAAGAAAUGUUGGUUAAGGCUUACCAGGUCCCUAUUCUGCUACCCUUCUACCAGCUUUAAGCAGAAUAACCAUGGUAUUACUAUGACUUUCGAUUGCAAUUUGUCGGGGAAAACUUUUGGGUGCAGCUUAUACAUGGGUGUGACGUAUAAGAAUGUGGGUAAAUUCAGUACGUUUUAUCGUAAUAACCUUUCUUAUUGGUUAGGGAUUGAUAUGGCAAGGCGGGAGAAACUCUGACUUGUUAUUGGUACUUAGUAGUGGUCAUGUUUAAUGGAAAAUAUUUUGCCAUAGGAAUUUAGCCAGCUUCCUCGAAUGUCAAACAGGAGCCACUUGAUGAUGUCUUUGGUAAGCUAUCAGUUUACCAGGAAGUUUCCAACUUUGAGGGAAAUUGAAUUGAAUGUUGAUAAGAUCAUUGCGGUUAUAGAUGCAAUAUUGAUGUGCAGUUGGGAAAACCCUUAAAAAAUUCAGUCUUUUAUGGGAUUUGAACUUAACUUUAACGUAUUCACAACUGAAAUGUCCAUAACCACCUGUGUGAAUCCACAUCCCUUUUGCUGCUUGUUGUAUCAUUAAAACCAAACCCAAAUGGGCAUGAUUCAGACAAAAAGGCAAGAGAAAAAUGCAAAAUAAACAAUCAGGGACAGGGAUGUAAAGUCGACCUGGAAAUUUCAAUGAAAAGUUUGUACCACAAUCCACAUGUGCAUCCUUCAAAAUAACUUCAUCAUCUUUGGUUUUUUUGUUGAAACUUUUUCAACCAAAAUGAAGGCUAGUAAAUGGCCAGAUAAAAUAGAACAAGACCUAAAAUUGGGAAGAAGAGUUAGGUAUGUGUUUGUUGCAAUCAGGUUUUACUAUAAUAAUAAAACCCCUUAUUAUAACAGACACACCCAAAUCUUCUUCACCAGGGUGGAGAAGUUUGACCAACGAUCAGUACAUGUAAGCACUCCUUUCUCAGCAGUUAGUGAUCACUUCUUUUCUUUCUGUUCUAGGUGCAGUCAAAAGAAUACCACCGUGAGCGCCUAAAGAAGCUUGCUCGCCUGGGCUUAGUGCAAGAAUGA